Diaporthe citri is the source of this 456-nucleotide messenger RNA. RefSeq lists its product as uncharacterized. The record is from RefSeq and is a predicted model, not a curated record. The transcript has a single exon. Gene Ontology annotation, cellular component: membrane raft; late endosome membrane; Ragulator complex. Gene Ontology annotation, biological process: cellular response to amino acid stimulus; regulation of receptor recycling; cholesterol homeostasis. Lineage: Eukaryota; Fungi; Ascomycota; Sordariomycetes; Diaporthales; Diaporthaceae. Bases 1 to 456 code for a protein of 151 amino acids.
AUGGGUAUUUGCGCAUCAUGCCUAGGUGGUGGCCAACCACGAGGUUCUGUCGAGCAGGAGCAGGACGAGGUCGAGUCGGGGCCGCUCCUCUUUAGCGUCCCCAACGGCAUGCACUACGGCAGCUUUGCGGAGCCACAAAUGAUGGCGCCGCACAGUGACCCUUCACGCUCCCAGCGUGAGACCGAGGCCCUGCAACGCGUUGUCGCCCGAACGUCGGACGGCUUAGUUGAUAUUUACGACACAACGCCCGGCGCGUAUUCCCGGCACAAGCAUGGUGGUGUGCGGGACCGGAAUGCACAGUACCAGUUCCUGCUCACCAAGGUCGACUGCGACGGCUCGCUCUCAACGGACGAAGAGGAUGACGCGCCAUUGCAGGGGGUUGUCACACACAUUCAGGCUGACCCCAGGAGGAAAUUGGUCGGUAGCUUCAGAGAAGCUGCUGCGGCGAUGGCAUGA